This is a messenger RNA of Exophiala mesophila, 2076 nucleotides long. RefSeq lists its product as uncharacterized. The record is from RefSeq and is a predicted model, not a curated record. Gene Ontology annotation, biological process: superoxide anion generation; defense response. The transcript has a single exon. The coding region runs from base 1 to 2076 and encodes 691 amino acids. Gene Ontology annotation, molecular function: calcium ion binding; superoxide-generating NAD(P)H oxidase activity. Lineage: Eukaryota; Fungi; Ascomycota; Eurotiomycetes; Chaetothyriales; Herpotrichiellaceae. Gene Ontology annotation, cellular component: plasma membrane; NADPH oxidase complex.
AUGGCCGAAGAAGAGAGCUAUCUCACGCAAAAGGAAAUCGACGAGUUUGUUUCAGUAUUGGACAAGGAUAAAGACGGGAAUGUCUCGUAUCAAGAACUCGAACACCAAUUAGACGCUGUCUACAAGGAAUUCCAGCCCAACGCCAAACAUUACAACUUGCACCACGAGUCAAGAGAACAUGCCCGACACGAAUUUCUGCGCUCCCUAAUGGGCACCGAGAAAGAUUCAAUCCCAGUGGAUGAUUUCAAAAAGUUGGUUGCGACUUGGAACAUUCCUUCUCUUGAGGAAGACAAGAAAGCCGCCAUAGAAGAAGAUGACUACAUGAAGCAUAUCUCGUGGGGACGCCGAUUGCGGGCAAUCUGGGAAGUCCAUGGUCCUGAGUACUUGUUCCUGGCCUUUGUCAUUGCUUCUCAGAUUGCUCUCGGCGUCUGGCAGUGUGUCAAGUAUGCCACUGGACCGCAAUAUCAAGCGGCUUUCGGAUGGGGUGUUGGCCUUGCAAAAGCAUGCGCAGGCGCGCUCUACCCCACCCUGUUCUUCAUGCUGCUCAGCAUGUCUCGCUGGUUUUCCACCAUUAUGCGAAAGUUCUACUACAUCUCUCGCAUCAUCAACUGGGAUCUGAGUCAGUCCUUCCAUGUCAAGAUUUCCUGUGUUGCCAUCGCCCUUGCAUCUCUACAUGCAAUCGGCCAUCUCACAGGUUCCUUUGUCUUCGGGAGUCGCCCGAAUCGUGAAGAAGCUGUUGCAGCCGCUUUGGGUCCAGACGCUGUCCCACGACCAUAUGUUGCUUAUGUUCGUUCCGUUCCUGGAUGGACGGGUCUGACUGCCUUGGGGCUUUUCUACGUCAUUGCUCUUACGAGCAUGCCAUAUGCUCGACAAUAUUCAUAUGAACUCUUCCAGAUUGGUCAUCUCCUCAUGUUCCCAGUCAUUGGCUUGCUCAUGGCACAUGGCACGGAUGCCUUGCUCCAGUUCCCAGUGCUUGGAGCGGUCAUUGCUUUCCCGACCGCCUGGGUUUUUGUUGAGCGGCUGCUGCGUAUUCUCAAGGGAUUUCACAAACUACCGGCAACUAUGGAAGUCUUAGAUGAGGACACUGUGCGCAUUGAUGUGACCAUCCCCAAACAUCGCCUCUGGCGUUACAAGGCUGGUCAGUAUGUCUUUCUUCAGGUACCUCAGCUUUCCUAUUUCGAAUGGCACCCAUUCACCAUUUCGACAUGUAUUGGGCGGGAUAUGUCACUCCACAUUAAGACGGAUGGCGAUUGGACUGGCCAACUGCGGGAGCUAAAAGACUUGAAAUACGUUGGCAUCGAUGGCCCUUUUGGUGCACCGGCUCAGCGAUUCUACGAUUUCGACCAGACCAUUAUUGUUGGCGCCGGUAUUGGAGUCACACCAUUUUCUGGUAUUCUCAACGACCUCCAAACACGAGAAGACAACCACUGGAAUCGACGCAGAUAUUCUACCUCCACUCGCAAGUCGAAUAAGCCCGCACCCGAGCCAGAGCCCAAAACCGAGCCAGAGCCCAAACCCGAGCCCGAAGCCACUAACGCGGCGGAGCGAUCGAGUCCAGAUGACAGUGGCAUCACCCAAAUCGGCGACAGGUCUUUUGACAUGGAGAAGUACCGCCGGGUGGAUUUCCACUGGAUUGUCCGCGACAAAAAUUACCUGCUCUGGUUUUCUAAUCUUCUCAACAAAAUCUCCUCGGACGCCAUUCCACACAACCCCAACCUGGACAUCCGAAUCCACAAUUAUCUUACCAAGAAGCGCAAGGACAUUGCGCCACAUGUGUAUCGAUGGUUGCUCGAGAAACAUCGCACAGAGGCCCAGCCCAUGUCUCCAGUCACAGGACUAAUUGCACCGACGCACUUUGGCAGACCGGAUUUCACCAAGAUCCUGAACACUCAUUACGAUGAAAUGGUCGAAUUGUUUGCAAAGGACAAGACAAGGAAGCGAAAGGUCGGCGUGUUCUUCUGUGGUGCUCCUAUCAUUGGACAUACCUUGGCCGAUUUGUGUCACCAGAUGACAUUGAGAGGACGGGAGGACAAGACAGAGGUCGAGUAUCACUUUAUGAUUGAAGUAUUUGGAUAG